AUGGAACAAGACACUGACCAACUAUUAAUAGGUAGUUUACAAUAAUUUGGUUUCGACCUUUAAGGAAAAUAAAUAAAAUACCUCCAAGAUAUAGAUGGUGACAUAUUACGUUUAAUAUGUUUUUAAUUUCUCGAAUAUAUGGGAUCAUCAGUUACUUUACAAUCAAUGAAAGGCUAACAAAAGUUCCGUUAAUCUUCCAAGAUAUUCGAAGAAAUGAAGAACUUAUAUAAUCUAAGAAUUGACAUAAAUUCCCUUUUAUCUCCUCAAAAAGAUGAUAUAAGGAAGAUAUUAUUAGCAAUUCUCUAAAAACUAUCAAUGCAUGAAGAAGCUGGAGAAAAUUUAAAUAUAAAUGUAGCUAGAUUAGGUGUCUAAUCAUUCGAUAGUUUUUAGGAUAAAGAAAUAUUGCUUAUAGAUAAAGAUUCUUUAAAAAAGAAACUUAUUAUUUGUGGAAAUAUCUAAAGAACAAAAUAAUUAAUCUAAGAAAACUAAAAAGACGACGAAACUUUCCAAAAAGUUCUCAUUUAAGACCAAUAUGGAAAUGAAAUCGAAAAAAUAGUUCCUUUGGAAGCACUUGAAGAAGAAAAGACAUUAGAAAUAAAAAAAGAAAAAAUCGAGUUGAUAAAAGACAAAGGAAAAAGAAUAGACUAAGAAUAUAGUGAAUUGAUUGCCGAUAUAAAGAAUAAUUACGAAAAAAAAGAAAAACUAGUUGAGGAUUUCAAAAGAAUGCCUUAAAGUGGAAAUAGGCAAUAAUAUGUUAAAAAAAUUACUGAAAUUAAAAAAAACUAUGACAAAUAAAAAGAUGAAAUGGAAAGCAUUGUAAAAGAUGUAAAAUAAAUCGAGGAUGCCAUAUAAUAUUAGUAAAAUGUAUUACAUAGACAUGGUACAGAAUUCGAGAAUUUAUAUAAUAAUAACUCCAAAAAAAAUGAGUCUUUAAGUAAAUAAAUAUUCAAGAUUUAUCAAGAAUAUAGGGCUAUUAUGGACAAAACUAUUAAUAAUUUAAGAGAUAUAGGUGCUAAAAAAAUAGAAACUAGAAAUAUAGAAGGAAAAAUUGCAUAUUUAAGUCAAAAACACUAUGAUAAAAGUAUAGAAAAAUUAUAAUAGGACAUAGAAGAAAUUAAAUAGGAGAACGUUUAACUUUAAAAGAACAUUAAAUGA
Molecule: messenger RNA, 1155 nt
Organism: Ichthyophthirius multifiliis
Lineage: Eukaryota; Ciliophora; Oligohymenophorea; Hymenostomatida
Exons: 4
Biological process (GO): positive regulation of ubiquitin-dependent protein catabolic process
Molecular function (GO): cullin family protein binding
Source: RefSeq, a predicted model, not a curated record